UCACUGGUAUACUGUUGGGAAGGCAUUCAUUAAAGGGAAUUACACAUGGAAAACAUUUCAAAUCACUGGUAUACUGUUGGGAAGGCAUUCAUUAGAGGGAAUUACACAUGGACAACAGCACCAUUGGUGUCUUCUCACUUAGUGUGGUAAGUGGGACUGUGCAUCAGAAAACAGAAGAGCUGUGAAUGUAUUUCUACAUUACUGGUAGUUGUCUCAACAUUGUGUUUCCAAACAUGGUUUUACACAAGGUGUGGUUGAAGAAAAGAGGAAUUACAUUGUGUAAAAUAUUGGCAAUCUUGACCUACAUUGAGCAAAACACGCUAUUUUGACUAUUGCUGAAUUGGUUCGCUCAAAAUAACUAAAUUACAUUCUGUGAGUGAAAAACAUGGCAUGACACUGGCUUGGAAAGUCGUUGUUCCACAUUAUACCCCUUCAGUUGAUGUUGUUAUUACACAAAUGCAAUGCAUUUUCUAUGAACUUUUCCCCAUGUAUAUUAUACUCCAUAAUCAUGGUUAUACACAGGGCGAUUUGACUUUUCUUUACAAAAUAUUUUUCACGCCAAGUUGCAAGAAGGAUCCCAGCUCCCUCUGACCGCUGCUGUUGUUUCCAUGGAAACGACAACAUAACGCUGCGGCUAACCCGCUCAGUGGCUCCAGUGACGCCCUCUCGUCCCCAGGCCAGACUGUUAAACAGAGCGGCAUGUCGGAGGGAGAGGACGACGCGGCGCUGUCGGAGGGAGAGGAGGCGGCGAAUGACGACGGACAGGAGGAAAAUACGUCCGAAAAAGAGGAACAGAUCGAGCCAUGCCCUCUGACCAAGGAAAUUCUGAUCCCGGGUCUGUCUCUUUUGUGUCGCACCGGGAACGGCCUGGCGCACGCCUUUGUAAAGCUCGAACUGAAAGACAGACGUCUGACGGACAUGGCCCUGGUUAGCUCGUUUGUCCACCUGCGUUUCCUGGACGUGUCAUCCAACCACCUCUCGGACCUUUCACCCCUGGCCGCCCUCACACAGCUGCUGUGGCUGAAGGGUGAUGGUAACAUGGUGGCCGGGUUCAGAGGUCAGCCCCUGGGUCAGCUGACCUACCUACAGUGGCUGAGUCUGGCCCUGAACCGCCUCAGAGACCUGGAAGGCCUAAAAGGCCUCGCCCUGGAGAGCCUCAACCUCAUUGGUAACGGUAUCCAGAGGGUGUCGGGGCUACGGUACCAUCACCUGACCAACCUGGUGACUCUGGAACUGAGAGGAAACAAACUGGAGACCACCGACGGAAUCUACCUACCCAACCUCCGACGCCUCUACCUGGCCCAGAAUACUAUCAAGCGUCUGGAGGGUCUGGGUAAGCUGGAGCAUCUGACCACCCUGCACCUCCGAGACAACCAACUGGAGAAUCUAGACGGCAUCAGUCCCAACAUGAAGGCCCUGCAGUACCUCAACAUCAGGGGUAACCUGGUGUCUGCCCAGCGUGCCUUGCGUAGUCUGGUGGGCGUAUCCAGGACAUUGCGAGCGCUGGUCCUAUCGGAAAACCCUCUCGUGGAGACGGAGGACUACCGUCUGUGUGUCCUGAGCCGCUUGCCGUUGCUGGAGCGUCUCGACAAGGAACCCAUCUCUCCCGAGGAGAAGUCUGAGGCACAGGAGAAACUCAGGGAGUUUAAUGAUGAGGUGGCUGCUGAGGCACAGGAAUACUAACUCACCAUCUUCCAGUCACUCCUCUCCCAGUCACUCCUCACCCAGUCACUCCACCAGCCCACAUCCAAGACCUACAUAGAUCCUUGUGUGUGUGUGAACAAGUUUGUACUAGCUAGUUAAAUGUAUUCCUGGUAUAUCCUCAGCAGUUCUGUUCCUGGUGUGGAGACAGACUAGCUAGUUAAAUGUAUUCCUGCUAUAUUAACCAAGGAAGAUUGUAUUUAUAGACAACUACAGACGCUCUAUUUUCAAAACAAUAAACAUUUAUUGAUUGGUAAACAUUUAUUGAUUGGUAAACAUAUAUUGAUUGGUAAACAUAUAUUGAUUGGUAAACAUUUAUUGAUUGGUAAACAUGUAUUGAUUGGUAAACAUGUAUUGAUUGGUAAACAUUUAUUGAUUGGUAAACAUUUAUUGAUUGGUAAACAUGUAUUGAUUGGUAAACAUGUAUUGAUUGGUAAACAUGUAUUGAUUGGUAAACAUGUAUUGAUUGGUAAACAUUUAUCUUUGUCUUUGAUAA
Messenger RNA from Salvelinus fontinalis (brook trout), 2197 nucleotides. It is a transcript of the gene lrrc23, whose product is annotated as leucine rich repeat containing 23. Bases 700 to 1683 code for a protein of 327 amino acids. The transcript is spliced from 9 exons. Lineage: Eukaryota; Metazoa; Chordata; Actinopteri; Salmoniformes; Salmonidae. Gene Ontology annotation, molecular function: protein binding. The record is from RefSeq and is a predicted model, not a curated record. Gene Ontology annotation, cellular component: cytoplasm.